This is a messenger RNA of Didymodactylos carnosus, 279 nucleotides long. The record is from the annotation of a GenBank genome assembly. NCBI's taxonomy places the organism in Eukaryota, Metazoa, Rotifera, Eurotatoria, Philodinida, Philodinidae.
AUGGGUAUUAUUUAUUCUCGACAAGGUCUAAAUAGUGGCGCACCCAAUUAUUUCAAACAAGCAUUGAAUCAUCAAGCACUAUUAGAAUAUUCACAUAACAAUGCACUAGCUGAUAUUUAUAAUAGUAUUGCCUAUGCUUACACUGGACUAGAUUCAAAUGACGAAGCAUUAGCAAAUCUACAAGAAGCUGAACGAAUAUUAACACGAGAAUAUCUUGCAUCAGCCUUUUGGCAACAUAGGCGAAGUAAAAGUGCAGUUGGAAAUACACCUCGAAAAUAA